This is a messenger RNA of Prinia subflava (tawny-flanked prinia), 1757 nucleotides long. It is a transcript of the gene SSBP3, whose product is annotated as single stranded DNA binding protein 3. Gene Ontology annotation, cellular component: nucleus. Bases 133 to 1299 code for a protein of 388 amino acids. The transcript has 18 exons. Gene Ontology annotation, molecular function: protein binding; single-stranded DNA binding. Lineage: Eukaryota; Metazoa; Chordata; Aves; Passeriformes; Cisticolidae. Gene Ontology annotation, biological process: positive regulation of transcription by RNA polymerase II. The record is from RefSeq and is a predicted model, not a curated record.
GGCGCGGGGCGAUGGGGGCGCGGCGGCGGCCGGCGCUCUGACAGCCCCCGGCGCUCCCUCGGCGGCGGGCGCAGCGGCUCCGGCGGCAGCGGCGGGUCUGGGCGGCCGCCCCCCUCCUCCUCGGCGCGGACCAUGUUCGCCAAAGGGAAGGGCUCGGCGGUGCCCUCGGACGGGCAGGCGCGGGAGAAGCUGGCGCUGUACGUCUACGAGUACCUGCUGCACGUCGGCGCCCAGAAGUCUGCGCAGACCUUCCUGUCCGAGAUCCGGUGGGAGAAGAACAUCACGCUGGGCGAGCCCCCCGGCUUCCUGCACUCCUGGUGGUGCGUGUUUUGGGACCUGUACUGCGCUGCUCCCGAAAGGCGAGACACUUGUGAACAUUCGAGUGAAGCCAAAGCCUUUCAUGACUACAGCGCAGCUGCUGCCCCGAGUCCCGUGCUUGGAAACAUUCCCCCGAAUGACGGGAUGCCCGGGGGCCCCAUCCCACCCGGGUUCUUCCAGGGACCGCCUGGGUCACAGCCCUCGCCACACGCACAGCCUCCACCCCACAAUCCUAACAGCAUGAUGGGACCCCACAGUCAGCCGUUCAUGUCGCCGCGCUACGCCGGAGGUCCCCGGCCCCCCAUCAGGAUGGGCAACCAGCCCCCGGGCGCUGUUCCCGGUACACAGCCAUUGCUGCCCAAUUCGAUGGAUCCCACGCGACAGCAAGGGCACCCCAACAUGGGCGGCCCCAUGCAGAGGAUGAAUCCUCCGCGAGGGAUGGGCCCCAUGGGUCCCGGUCCGCAGAACUACGGCAGCGGCAUGAGACCUCCACCCAACUCCCUAGGCCCUGGCAUGCCUGGAAUUAACAUGGGGCCGGGCGCUGGUAGACCGUGGCCGAACCCCAGCAGUGCUAACUCAAUCCCAUACUCUUCUUCAUCGCCUGGUACAUACGUGGGUCCGCCCGGCGGCGGUGGCCCUCCAGGGACACCCAUCAUGCCCAGUCCUGCAGAUUCAACAAAUUCAAGUGACAACAUCUACACAAUGAUUAAUCCAGUACCGCCCGCAGGCAGUCGAUCGAAUUUCCCGAUGGGCCCCGGCUCUGACGGCCCCAUGGGCGGCAUGGGCGGGAUGGAGCCCCAUCACAUGAACGGAUCAUUAGGGUCAGGAGACAUAGAUGGACUUCCAAAAAAUUCUCCAAACAACAUAAGUGGCAUUAGCAAUCCCCCGGGCACUCCAAGAGACGACGGGGAGCUGGGAGGCAACUUUCUCCAUUCCUUCCAAAAUGACAAUUAUUCCCCCAGCAUGACGAUGAGUGUGUGAUUUCCCUCCCCCUCCUCCUCUCCAGGAUCAAGAGAGUCAGCUGCCGUUCGGAGGAUCUCAACGAAUUAUGCAAGAAGAAGAAGAAGAAGAAGCUAGGUGUAUGGGCAGGGACACGCGUGGCGGGGGCCAAAACCCCAGGUUUAGUUUCAUGCAAUAAAAAGGCUGAACUUUUUAUUCCAUAAAACAUGAAGGACAAAACUUAAAAUAUUUCAAGACAUGACAAGACCCUUCUUUGUGCAGAAGGGUUUAUAUAUGUACAUGACACUUCUUUUUGGAAACAAACGGAAGCCUCUAGCACCCAACUCCGAUCUCUUUGCUUUGUUCUUUUAAAUAAAGACAGAAACCGAACCUGUUGUAUGUUUGUGCCGUGCGACACCAGGAAGCUAGUCUAGAUAUGAAAUCAUGUUGUCUCUGUUGUAGUCAUUUUUUUAAAAUAAACUGGACAGUUUACAAUGGUG